AUGGCAGUAGGAUUCCGCCGGACGCUGCACGCGCUCACGUCGCCCAAGCCCAAGGCGCCGUCGUUCCUCCUGGACUGCGCGCGCCCCAAGAAGCUCUCCUACGCGCGCGUCCGCUCCAUCAGCCUCCCGGUGCGCCUCCACCCGCUGGUGGCGGAGCUGCACGACACGGCGCGCGCGCUGCUGCGGUGGGCGGACGAGCCCGCGCAGACGGGGCCCGCCUGGGUCGCCGACGGGUCCGGCCGCGCCGGGCGCGUCCUGGCCGGGCUGGCGGGCCUCCUCCACCACCCGCAGGCCCGGGACGCGCUGCGCCGGCCCUGGACGGAGCAGCUCCUCGACGACCUGCUCCUCCUCGCCGACCUCCACGGCUGCUUCCGCGAGUCCCUCGUCGCGCUCCGCCAGCUCCUCAACGAGACGCACUCGGCGCUGCGUCGCCGCGACGGCGUCCGCCUCGCCGCCGCGCUGCGCGCGCAGCGCCGCGCGGCGCGGGAGGUGUCCCGCCUGGCGUCCUCCGCGCGGGACCUCGCCCACCGCGCGUCCCCCGGGGACGACCUGGACGAGGUCACGCUCGCCGACGCCUUCGCGGCGGCCACGGCCGCAGUGGCCGCCGCCUCCGCCGCCAUCUUCUCCGGCCUCUCGUCCGCGUCCGCCGAGUCCGCCGCCAGCGCCGCGCCGUCCCCGCGCACCCCGACGCCCUACUCCCCGUCCCCCGCCCGCGCCCCCACCAGCCCGAUGUGGCUGGUCACGGACCUCCUCUGGCGGCGCCGGUCCGUGUCGUUCUCGUUCGAGGACUGCUGCAACGAGGAGGAGGAGGAGCGGAAGGCGGCCAUGGGCCGCGUGCGCGCGCUGGACGAGUGCGUCGGCGCCGCCGAGGCCAGCGUCGAGCAGGUCUACCGCGCGCUCGUCAACGCCAGGGUGUCGCUGCUCAACCUGCUCACGCCCACAUUCUGA
Lolium perenne is the source of this 948-nucleotide messenger RNA. RefSeq lists its product as uncharacterized. Gene Ontology annotation, biological process: root development; shoot system development. The record is from RefSeq and is a predicted model, not a curated record. Lineage: Eukaryota; Viridiplantae; Streptophyta; Magnoliopsida; Poales; Poaceae.